Molecule: messenger RNA, 1134 nt
Organism: Priapulus caudatus
Lineage: Eukaryota; Metazoa; Priapulida; Priapulimorpha; Priapulimorphida; Priapulidae
Product: cytochrome P450 2C30-like
Exons: 6
Coding region: 1-1134 (377 amino acids)
Biological process (GO): xenobiotic metabolic process
Cellular component (GO): intracellular membrane-bounded organelle; cytoplasm
Molecular function (GO): heme binding; oxidoreductase activity, acting on paired donors, with incorporation or reduction of molecular oxygen, reduced flavin or flavoprotein as one donor, and incorporation of one atom of oxygen; iron ion binding
Source: RefSeq, a predicted model, not a curated record
AUGGAGGCGGAGGCUUCGAUUGCCGAUGUACCGUUGCACGUCGGCGACAGUCUAUUGCCGACGAAGACGCUGCUGAUGAACGUUCUCGCGCUCGUGCUCGUCGUCGUGCUCGCACGUUUUUACGUACUGAAGCCGAGGAGACUUCCCCCGGGACCCACGGGAUGGCCGCUGCUGGGCUGCCUGCCGUACCUGAAGACGAAGCCGCUGCGCUAUUUGAGUGCGUUGGGCGAGCAGUACGGUAGCGUGUUCAGCAUCUACAUGGGGGGACGCCUGGCCGUUAUUCUGAAUGAUUACGAGGCCGUGCGGGAGGCGUUUGAGGAGAACGGAGACGCGUUUGGCGGCCGUACGCCCUUCUAUCUGCUGCAAGUCGGCAAGCAGGAUUCCAGGGGAGAGGUGCACGUUGUUAUCAAGCUGCAGCUUUCAAGAUGCGACCAGGAUGGCUACGAGGAGUUGAAGAUGCUGAUUCACAACCUGUUGGUGGCCGGUACAGAAACGUCGGCCACUCGACUCAACUGGGGGCUUAUCUACCUUUCAUUAAAUCCACAGGUGCAGAUUAAUGUUCAACAAGAGUUGGACGAAGUAGUUGGUCGAGGAAGGCAACCGGGAAUAAACGACAGGAAAAAUCUUCCAUAUACCGAGGCAACGGUUUGGAAUACUCAGAUGUGGUACGCAGUGAAACAGUUAAUGACAUACGAAAUGAAAUGCUUUCGCACGAAUGAGUCCAAGUUGACAUCGUCUCCGCGCAACACGUCUGCUUUGGGACUUCCUCACGCUACGACACGGGCGGUAAACUUCCGCGGGUUCGACAUACCAGCACGCACGAUGAUUAUUCCACACAUGGCACAUCUCAUGAACGAUCCGAAGAAAUUCACCGAUCCGGAGAAGUUUCAACCGAGCCGAUUCCUCGACGAACAGGGAAAGUUCAUCGGCUCUCCGUUCGUCAUACCGUACUCUGUCGGUCCACGCGUUUGCUUGGGAAAGACGCUAGCGAACAUGGAGAUAUACCUCGUAGUUAGCUGCAUUCUGCAGAGCUUCACGCUAAAAAUGGCGGAGGAAGAGCCGACGCCUGAGCUCAACCCAGACACUGUGAUGCGCCACCCUCCACCGUGUAAACUCAUCUUUGAUCCUCGUUGA